AUGAAGACACUUGUUCUCCUCUCUCUCCUUGCCCUGCUGGCCUUCCAGGCCCAGGCUGAUGCUCUCCCAGAAGCAGCUGAGGAGACUAAAACUGAUGAGCAGCCAGGGGUAGAGGACCAGGAUGUGUCCAUCUCCUUUGGGGAUCCAGAAGGCUCUGCUCUUCAAGAUGGAGCCUCAAGAAAGAUCCCAUUGUGCAUCUGUAAAAAAGUAUGCAGAUUUCAUGAACGUGCCCAUGCAAUCUGCGGCGGCAAUAAACUACUCUGCUGCAGCUGA
Molecule: messenger RNA, 273 nt
Organism: Chionomys nivalis (European snow vole)
Lineage: Eukaryota; Metazoa; Chordata; Mammalia; Rodentia; Cricetidae
Product: alpha-defensin 20-like
Exons: 2
Coding region: 1-273 (90 amino acids)
Biological process (GO): innate immune response in mucosa; antimicrobial humoral immune response mediated by antimicrobial peptide; cellular response to lipopolysaccharide
Cellular component (GO): extracellular matrix
Source: RefSeq, a predicted model, not a curated record